UUUACAUAAUCCCCUCUUUUUGUUUUUCUAAAGUUUUCGACUUGUGCGACAGAUUUUGAAUUAGCUUCUUUUAUUUUCUUUUUUUUUUGGUCUGUGAAGAGCUGGUGUGGUGGGGAAGAGAGAAACAUACACAAAAUUUCUGUAAAUGGUUGAAAUUCUCUCUGAAUCUCGACGGCUCUUGUUGAAUUCGGUUGCUGCACCUUCGUGGGUAUCUGAAAGAUGUCGCAGAAGAGAGAGUUUGAAGAAGGAAAAGCUCGGCUUGAAGGUGGCUCACCGGAGGACAAGCGUAGAAGAUUCAAAAGUGUGGUUCAGGAGGUAAUGAGACUGCAAACUGUCAAACAUUUUCUCGAACCUGUUCUCGAGCCCUUGAUUCGUAAAGUGGUACGUGUUGUGUUAAAAGAAUAUAGUACCUUUCUCCUAGGAUUUCGUGUUUGUUUUAUCGAUUAUAUUCGUGAGUAUCCCUUGGAACAGGUCAAAGAAGAAGUUGAAUUGGCUCUUGGAAAGCAUCUAACAGGCAUCAAGUGGAUUUGUGAGAAAGAGAUUCAUCCUCUAGAAUCAAGGAGCCUACAGUUGAAGUUCUUGAACAAUCUAUCGCUUCCCGUGUUCACUUCAGCCCGGAUAGAAGGAGAUGAAGGCCAAGCUCUAAGAGUUGGAUUAAUCGACCCUUCAACUGGUCAAAUUGUCUCCUCCGGGCCAGCUUCAUCUGCCAAGCUCGAAAUUUUUGUUGUGGAGGGUGAUUUUGACAGUUAUAGCGGUUGGACAACUGAGGAUAUCAGAAAUAACAUUGUAAGAGAGAGACAAGGAAAGAAACCUCUAGUCAGUGGGAAUAUAUUUGUGGUUCUUAACGAUGGAAUCGGUGUUCUGGAUGAUAUUUCACUUACAGACAACUCUAGCUGGACUAGGAGCAGGAAGUUCAGACUUGGGGUACGAAUGGUGGACCAAUUUGAUUUUGUCAUAGUUAGAGAGGCAAUAACAGAGUCGUUUGUCGUAAGGGAUCACCGUGGAGAGUUGUACCGAAAGCACCAUCCUCCUUCUCUUUUUGAUGAAGUCUGGAGAUUGGAAAAGAUAGGGAAAGAUGGAGCAUUUCACAAACGACUGAAUUGGUCAAAUAUAAUCACUGUCAAGGAUUUCCUAACGCAUUUCCAUUUAGACUCUUCAAAACUCCGGCAAAUUCUUGGUACGGGUAUGUCUUCAAAGAUGUGGGAAAUUAGUGUGGACCAUGCUCGAUCAUGUGUUCUGGAUAAUAGCGUCCAUGUGUACCAACCUCCUGGAUUUCAGAAGAAAACCGCGGUGGUCUUCAAUGUCGUAGCACAAGUGCUUGGACUGCUUGUGGAUUUUCAGUAUGUUCCUGCGGAAAAAUUAUCUGAGAUUGAAAAGGCUCAAGCCGAAGAGAUGGUGAUCGCUGCUUUGAGUCAACCAGAUCAAGUAAUCUCGUAUGACGAUGAGUCUUCCAUGAUGAGGAACUUUCUCAAUGUCCCACCUUCUCAAAGCAGUGUAGGGAUUGAUUAUUCCGGUCUUAGUUUGACCAGCUUGGACGGUUAUGGUUUUUUGCCAAAUAUUCGAAACACAGCUGAAGGUAGUAGUGGCCAGUACAGUGAUGAUGUUGACAUGGAAGUUACUCCACAAGGUUUAUAUGAAGACUUCGAUCUCUGGAAUUGCUCUCAUAUUCUAGGCUUAGAAGAACCGCAAUCAGAUUUACAGAGUGCGCUCGACGGUUUCAUGUCACAGAAGAAUGUCGUAGUCGGUAAGGCUCACAGCAAAAGAUGGACAAAGCUUUUCAGUGUCUCGAAAUGGCUCUCUGUUUUCAAGAAUGUUACUGUUAGGAAAACUCUGAGCUGAGUUAGUUUUAAAAUAAAAAAGAAUACGACUCGCCCUGGACAGACUCAUGUAUAUAUUAUACAGACUCGAGGAAAGCUCGGGUUUUCUGAUCGUCCAGAGGCGUUCAAAAGACUUCUCUUUUUCGUUUGCUCUUUUCAUCUUUGUAUUAAAGAUGUGAAUAUGUUAGGAAAGCUUCAUUUUUUGUUGAAGGAUUUUAAAAAACAGGUUCUUUUAUAAUCUUUUUGAUCAGAACUAUUCAAGCUCUGCCGAAGUAUAUAGAAAUCCAGUUUUGGACAGAUUUAUUGUUUCUCGGAAUGUUAUUUUGUUUGCCAGGUAAUGUGAAACUACAUAAAUUGAAUAACUCG
Molecule: messenger RNA, 2183 nt
Organism: Eutrema salsugineum
Lineage: Eukaryota; Viridiplantae; Streptophyta; Magnoliopsida; Brassicales; Brassicaceae
Product: calmodulin-binding protein 60 A
Exons: 7
Coding region: 220-1839 (539 amino acids)
Biological process (GO): regulation of salicylic acid biosynthetic process
Cellular component (GO): nucleus
Molecular function (GO): DNA-binding transcription factor activity; sequence-specific DNA binding; calmodulin binding
Source: RefSeq, a predicted model, not a curated record